GAGAAUUAGCUACCUAAUGAUUCGGAUUCGGAUUCUGAUUCUGAUUCACGUAGCACGCAGAGGCACAGACUCCGACACGGAGACGGGCAUGGAUUCGGAAUAGGUGCCCGUUUCAAGGAUAUUAUCCGUUUUACCAGCUCUCCCAUUUCAUUUCCGCCUUCCUCUCUACUCUUUUUCUUACAUUUCUUGCCUUUUGAUUCCUCUCUCUCUCUCUCUCUCUCUCUUUCUCUCUGUCCCAACAUGAUCUCUUCUCCCUUCAUUCCAAGAGUUCCUCUCUCCUCCUCUUCUUCUUCUUCUUCUGGCCCCGUGAUGUUACCAAAUCUCUAUAACUACCCCAGGCCCAAGCGCAAUGAUUUUAAAUCCAGAAACCUCGCGUUCAUGCCUUUGAAAUGCAUUCACAACUCCCGUUUCGAUUCCUCGUCGGAAUCGGACUCUCGACUCCCUAGUUUCUCCGCUUCUUGCUUAACGGCAACGGACACCACUUUAGCUUGCUCCGAUCUCGUCGCCGAUAGGCUCCGCCGCGUCGUAGCCGAGUUCAGGUCUCUCCCGGAGCCAAUCGACCGCGUCAAGCGGCUCUUGCACUACGCGGCGCUCCUUCCCCCAUUAGGCGAUUCGGCUCGAGCGCCGGAGAAUCGAGUCACGGGGUGCACCACCCAGGUGUGGGUGGAGGCCGAGUUGGACAAGCUUGGGCGGGUGAGAUUUAGAGCAGACAGCGACUCGGAGAUAUCGAAGGGAUUCUGCUCGUGCCUCAUUUACAUGCUAGACGGCGCGGACCCCGAGGAGGUGGUGAAGGUGAAGUCGGAGGAUCUGGCGGACUUGAACGUGGGUUUGCACGGAAAAGCCCAUUCCAGGGUGAACACGUGGCACAAUGUUCUUAUUGCUAUGCAGACGAGGACGACGGCUUUGCUCGCUGGCUCCGAGUGAGUUGGAAACCCGCUUUUGGAGCACCCUUCUCCUAUGUUGCCAUCGCCGUUGAUCUUAGCGCAAAGGGAGUUUUGCCGAAGCCCAGGUUGGUGUGUUCAGGAUGUCAAUUGAACAGUUUAGUUGCACACUAGCUGGCAGAUCCUACAUACAUGUGCUUUCUUGAGGCAGCUGCAGUUGCAUCUCCGUUUGUGCGUGUUAUAUUAUGUAAUCACUUUGUAGGAGUAAAAAGCAUGUGCCCCAGAGCUUGUACCUAUAAUUUAACCAUGUUGUUCAACAAUUCUUCAGGGAUAUGCUCAAUUUCCAUAUAUAAACUUACGUUUUAAGGACCUGAAUCCUAGAUGCCACAACAAUGCCUAGUUGUUUCAGCAAAUGGCUACAGACUAUCAUGGAAAAUGAAGAUAUUGCUGAGACCAUCCAGUCACUGCAGAGGCUCCAUAGGACAUAGAGUCACUGUUGCUUCGCCUGCAAUAUCAACAUUUAAUUCUUCAGCUGCUUUAAUGGAGCUAAGCAAAACUCCUUUUUUUUUUUUUUUAUAUUACAAGUCCAUUUUGAGAAUGCUAUAUGGAUUUAAGUGGCUCAUCAUGGAUUAAUUUACUUAUUUUAGGCAAGUGGGAUUAUGGGAUUUAUAUUUGUUUUGUUUACUUUCUAGUUGGGACAUAAGUUCAAUUUUUGCAAUGUUUUGUAAAAAAUUGGGGGAUUUUGUACUAGUUUUGUUUACUUUCCUCGCAAUUGGUGUGGAAACCAUCAUAUAUUGGAACAUAUGACCUAUCCUUC
Juglans microcarpa x Juglans regia is the source of this 1698-nucleotide messenger RNA. Its product is annotated as sufE-like protein 2, chloroplastic. The record is from RefSeq and is a predicted model, not a curated record. The transcript is spliced from 3 exons. NCBI's taxonomy places the organism in Eukaryota, Viridiplantae, Streptophyta, Magnoliopsida, Fagales, Juglandaceae. Bases 241 to 924 code for a protein of 227 amino acids.